CUAUUCCUCUCUCAGCCCCCAGGUCAAGCGCGGUUGGGGCGCUGCCAUCACGUACCAAAAUUGUCGGCCCUAUCCAAAGACGCAGCCGGCGUCUCCCUUUCGGCCGACGCAGCUGAUUCGACGGGAACAGACGAUAUGGGUGUCAUAAGGAAGAAAACCGUCAAUCGCGGCGGCGAGGGGGGCGUGAAAUACCACUGCGAUGUCUGCUCCGUCGAUAUCACCUCAACUGUUCGCAUCCGAUGCGCCCAUAGUGCGUGUCCCGAUUACGACCUUUGCGUGAGCUGUUUCGCGAAAGGCUCCUCCAGCGGCAACCACAAACCAGAGACCCACCCAUACCGCGUCAUCGAACAAAACUCAUUUCCCAUUUUCGACCCGGACUGGGGCGCAGACGAAGAGUUACUGCUACUAGAGGGUGCCGAGAUUUAUGGCCUCGGCUCCUGGGCCGACAUCGCCGACCACAUUGGAGGUUUUCGCGACAAGGACGAGGUGCGCGAUCACUAUCUCAAAACAUACGUCGAAUCCUCCCGAUUCCCACUCCCGGAACGAUGCAGCCCCCACGACAUGGAACUGGCCAACCAGAUUUCUCGCGAGGAUUUCCAGGCCAAGAAGAAGAGAAGGAUCGAGGAGCGCAAAGAAGCAGCGAAGAACGCGCCCGCCCUACAACCCAAGACGAAGCCGACGGCGUCGGUCCCGUCCUGUCACGAAGUCCAGGGCUACAUGCCGGGCCGUCUCGAGUUUGAGACGGAAUACGCGAAUGAGGCAGAGGAGGCCGUGCAGCUGAUGCAGUUCGAGCCGGGCGACGGUCUCAAUCCGCGCACCGGCGAACUCGAGCCCGAGACGGAGCUGAAGCUGGUGACGAUGGAUAUUUACAAUGCCCGCUUGACCCAGCGUGCCGAGCGCAAGAAGGUCAUGUUCGAACACAACCUCCUCGAGUACCGCGAGAACACCAAGCAGGAGAAGAAGCGCACCAAGGAGGAGCGCGACAUGGUGAACAAGACCAAGCCGUUUGCGCGUCUCAUGAACCACACCGAUUACGAGAACUUUGUCCAGGGUCUCUUGGACGAGAUCAACCUGCGUCAGGCCAUCGCCCAGCUUCAGGAGUGGCGCCAGAUGGGGAUCGGCGACCUGCGCAGCGGCGAGAAGUACGAGCAGGAUAAGGCCCAGCGUGCCCAGAAAAACAUCCCCAUGGGGUCCCUGGACCGGCUGGCCUCGGCCCAGCGAGGCAGUAAGGCCGCCGCAGCGCCCGAGCCCCAGAGCGGCGCCUCCUUGCUGGUGGCCCCUGAGCUCCCCGAACAGCUCGCCCCCUUCACCAACUCGCCCUACGGCGUCGAUCCCGACGGUAACUCUGUUUCCGUGCCGAGGCUCAAGACGGAGGCGAACGGGACCAACAAAACGAGCGAAGCGAAUGGUACCAACGGCACCCACGGCACCCACGGCACCAAUGGCACAACGCACGCGUCCGCCAAACGUCCAUUCUUCAUGCCGGCACCGAUCCCCGGCAUCAACCCGUUGCAGCACAACCCCGGAACGCCCGACCUGCAGCUCAUAGCGCCGCACGAGCUCAAGUUGUGCGAGGUGAUCCGGCUACAACCCAAGGCGUACAUACUCAUCAAGGCCGAGGUUAUGAAAGAGGCGAUACGCGGCAACGGCUAUCUGAAAAAGAAGCAAGUCAAGGAUAUCUGCCGCCUGGAUCCUCAGAAAGGGAGUCGCAUCUUUGAAUGUUUCGUCAACUGGGGAUGGAUCGGUAAAGCUUGAUGGUCGUGUGUGUGUGUGUGUGUGUGUGUGGCUUUUUGAUAUUUUCUGUACGAUAUUCGGGGCCAAGGCGCUUGGUUUUUCUUUUCUUUUCUUCUUUUUUUGGGAUAGGUAGUCUUUACGAGUAAUGAUACCCCUGAUCGAUGACAAGCAGUCUUGGAUGUGGGAAGGUCA
Molecule: messenger RNA, 1926 nt
Organism: Sodiomyces alkalinus F11
Lineage: Eukaryota; Fungi; Ascomycota; Sordariomycetes; Glomerellales; Plectosphaerellaceae
Product: transcriptional adapter 2
Exons: 2
Coding region: 136-1755 (539 amino acids)
Biological process (GO): chromatin remodeling; regulation of transcription by RNA polymerase II
Cellular component (GO): SAGA-type complex; nucleus
Molecular function (GO): zinc ion binding; transcription coactivator activity; chromatin binding
Source: RefSeq, a predicted model, not a curated record